UCCGGUCUGGGGAAGUAAAGGGCAGGGGACCGCAGGGACAGCGAAGGGAGCUGGCUGGAUGCAACUACCCGAGCCCGGGGGCGUAGAUCUAGCGCUGGGCGGGGUCUCUGGCGAGGCGGGGCCUCUGGCGGGGGCGGGGCCGGUUUGCGGGCCCAGACGUGGCGCAGCGGCCGGGUGGUUCGCCUCCAGGCUACGGAUCGUUUUCUGCCAGGUAUCAAUGGGCCUCCUACUGUCGCCGCCGCUGCUAUUGCUGCUGCUUGUGGCGCUUGUGGUCCCAGCCACUGCCGUCAUCAACUAUCGGCCGAACUGGGACCGUCUGCGUGGCCUGGCCCGGGGCCGGGUAGAGACCUGUGGAGGAUGACAGCUGAACCGCCUAAAGGAGGUGAAGGCCUUCGUCACCGAGGACAUUCCAUUGUACCACAACCUGGUGAUGAAACACCUCCCUGGGGCGGAUCCCGAACUCGUACUGCUGGACCAUCGCUACCAGGAAUUAGAGCGCGUCCCGCUCAGCCCCAUGACCCGAGAAGAGAUCAACGCGCUGGUGCAGGAACUGGGCUUCUACCGCAAGAAGUCGCGCGACGCGCAGGUGCCCCACGAGUACCUGUGGGCUCCCGCUAAGCCCCCGGACCACGCUGACCUGUAGGUCCGAGGGCACGGCGGAGCUGGAGCCACCCUAUCUGAGCCCUGAAGACCGAAUGAAGUGCUCAGCAUCCCGGGAGCAUCUCCCUUGCUGAGGACCGAUGCCCGUCUAACCGGCAGGAAUAGGGCUGGGGAAGUCUCUUACCUCUUCCUCCUUUUCCAGCUCCACUAAAUACUCUCACACUUAA
Messenger RNA from Cavia porcellus (domestic guinea pig), 827 nucleotides. It is a transcript of the gene Selenom, whose product is annotated as selenoprotein M. Lineage: Eukaryota; Metazoa; Chordata; Mammalia; Rodentia; Caviidae. Gene Ontology annotation, molecular function: oxidoreductase activity. The record is from RefSeq and is a predicted model, not a curated record. The transcript has 5 exons. Gene Ontology annotation, cellular component: endoplasmic reticulum lumen.